Lactuca saligna is the source of this 2610-nucleotide messenger RNA. The record is from the annotation of a GenBank genome assembly. Lineage: Eukaryota; Viridiplantae; Streptophyta; Magnoliopsida; Asterales; Asteraceae.
AUGUCGAUCCAAAAAACCCUCCAAAACCUCAAAUGUAUCAAGAAGUAUGGCAACCUUCCUACCAACACACACCGGAAAGUGGCCGAGGUCGUCAUCUCUUAUGCCUCCAAAACAACCACAACCACUGAAACCCCUGCUGCCGUUCUCUCCACCCUUACUUCCGACAUAGUCAGAUUGGUUCUCUCAGACAGGCGUAUAAAGACUCGCGAAUGCCUAUCGUUCUUCAACGUCAUCUCAGAAAACCGAUCUUUAAUCCCGUUCACUAUCGAAAUAGAACACUACGUGACACUAAUUCACAGGGCGAUAUACUCAAGGAAGUUUGAAGAUGCCGAGACUCUUAUAAAUUCAUUAGCAAAUGAUGGAAAUCUCAGGUACCCAUUUUCAGAUGUAGUUUCCCUUGCUGAGAGCCAAGGUUUUGAUUCUAGGAUUUUGUCAACAUUGUUUAAUUUGAUGCUAAAAGUUUAUUCGGAUAGUGGGAAGUUCUUUGCGGCUUUUGAGACUUUCAAUUAUAUGAGAAACAACGGGAUAACAAUUGAUGAGAGGACGUGUGGUAUUUACUUGACUGCACUCCUGAGAUGUGAACAUUUAGGAUUAGGUUUAGUUUUCUUUUACAAAAUGGUGGAAUCUGGUAUGGAUGUUUCGGUUGUGAUCAACGGAUUGUGUCAAAAUGGGGAGAUCAGAAGGGCUAGACAAUUAGUUGAGGCUGUGUGCAGGAGUGUUGAACCUAAUGUGAUUACUUUCAAUACUUUAGUCAAUGCAUGCUGCGAAAGAAAGAAUCUUAAAGAGUUGGAUUUGGUAUUACUGUUGAUGGAGAAGGAAGGGGUGGAGCGUAAUUUGGAAACCUACAAGCUUAUAAUAGAUGGGUUUUUGAACUUUGGGAAUCUGGGGGGCGCUGAAAGGAUGAUUGCAGAGAUGCAUGACAAAGAUUUCCACGUGGGGAUCUAUCUGUGGAAUUCAAUCAUUCACAAGUACUGUACAUCAGGUAGGAUGGAGAGUGCAUUCCAAGUGUUCGAUGAAAUGCUUCACAGAGGUAUUGCUCCUAAUGCACAUACAUUUCAUAUCAUGGUUAGUGGGAUUUGUGGGAUUGAGAAAAUGGAGGCUGCAAAGGAGUUAGAAAAGAAGAUGGUAAGAAAUGAGAUUGAGUUGGACCAUGAUAUAUUCAGUGAUUUGAUCAAUGAGUGUUGUAAAAAGGAGAAGCUUGAUGAUGUUAUUGACCUGCUUUCAACAAUGGAAAAGAAAAUUGACAACCUUCCAUCCACCACCCAAGUAGCUUACCUAAAAAUGGCUGAUGUCAUCAUCUCCUCCGCCACCCAAAUAUCCACCACCACUAAAACCACCGCCGCCAUUCUCUCCACCCUUACUCCCAACAUUGUCAGAUUGGUCCUCUCAAAUCGGCGAAUCAAGACUGGUAGAUGCCUAUCAUUCUUCAAAAUCAUCUCAGAAAAUCAAUCUCUACUCCCAUUCAAGAUCGAAACAGAACACUAUUUAACACUGAUUUGCAGGACAAUAAAGUCAUUUAAGUUUGAAGAUGCAGAGACUCUUAUAAAUUCAUUAGCCAAUGAGGGGAAUCUCAGGUACCCAUUUUCAAAUGUAGUUUCUUUUGCUGAAAGUCAAUGUCUUGAUUCUGGAAUUUUGUCAAAAAUGUUCAAUUUGAUGCUAAAAGUUUAUUCGGAUAGUGGGAAAUUCAUUGAGGCUUUUGAGACUUUCAAUUAUAUGAGAAACAACGGAAUUGCAGUUGAUGAGAGGACGUGUUUUAUUUACUUGAUUGCCCUCCUGAGAUGUGAACAUUUAGUGUCAGGAUUAGUUUUCUUUUACAAAAUGGUGGAAUCUGGCAUCCAUGUUUCGGUUUAUUCUUUGACAGUUGUGGUAGACAGAUUGUGUAAAAAUGGUGAGAUCAAAAAGGCUAGAGAAUUAAUCGAGGCUGUGUGCAAGAACAUUGAACCUAAUGUGAUUACUUUCAAUACAUUAGUGGAUGCAUGUUGCAAAAGAUGGAAUUUUAAAGAGCUUGAUUUGUUAUUAGUUUUGAUGGAGAAGACAGGGGUGGAGCUUAAUUUAGAAACCCACAAGUUUUUAGUAGACGGGUAUUUAAGCAUUGGGAAGCUUGGAGAUGCUGAAAAAACAAUCAUGAAAAUGCACGAUAAAGAUUUGAUUGUGGAGAUCUAUUUAUGGAAUUCAAUCAUUUUUAAGUAUUGUAAAUUAGGGAGAAUGGAAAGUGCAUUCCAAGUGUUUGAUAAAAUGCUUCAGAGAGGCGUUGUGCCUAAUGCAGAGACAUUCCGUAUCAUGGUUAGUGGGAUAUGUGGGAUUGGGGAAAUGGAAGCUGCAAAAAAGUUGGCAAAUAAGAUGCAAAGGAAGGAGAUCGAGUUGGGGCAUGAUGUUUUUGAUGAUUUGAUCAAUGGGUGCUGUAAAAAAGGGAUGCUUGAUGAUGCAGUUGGACUGCUUUCAAUGAUGGAAAAGAAAGGAUUGUUUGGUGAUGCACGUUUGUAUAACAUGGUCAUUGUUGGUUUAUGUGAGUUGGAUCGUGUUGAAGAAGCAAGCAGACUUUUGAGCAUUGUGGUGAAAUGUGGAGCAACCCCUGAAACAAGUUUUAUCCAGUUUUUGGCAAAUGGUUAA